AUGGCUCCUCACACGCCCGCGCCGCCUCUCGGCGCCGGAGGGACGCCGCCGUUCAACGCCACGGUCGUCGGCAAACGCGUGCCCAUCGCGUCCGCUUCCCCGCCAGCAAGCUUGCGGCAGUGCGGACGAGAACAGAGUAUGGAGCAGAAGGAGAACGAGGACGAACUCGAACGCGAAGUCGCGGUUCUCGUCUCCAGCAUCGCGAGACAGGCCUCCAAAGGAUACACCGGAGAAACCUGGUACGACUUUGACUUGCCUCUCGACCGCACGGACCCAAUCACCAUCAUUCACUUCAAUGACGUGUACAACAUCGAGAGCAGGUGCGACGGCACCGGGGGCGUCUCGCGCUUUGUGACGGCGCUCCAGAGUUUCCAGCAUCAGCAUCCUCUCAUCCUCUUUUCUGGCGACGCGCUCAACCCUUCGGUGAUGUCGACGUACACCCGCGGGCGACACAUGAUUCCAUUUUUGAAUUUGUUGAAGAUUCACACGGCCUGCUUCGGCAACCACGACUUCGACUUCGGGAUUGACGAGCUGGAGUACGCAGUCGGCUCCUGCAACUUUCCCUGGCUGAUUUCGAACGUCUUUGAGAAGACCGGGCAAAGCGCGGGCUUGGCCUCGCUCCGGACGAUGGAGAAUUUCAAGCACGAGGAAGAGAGUGAGGGCGUCUUCGCCGAGGACUACGUCGAAGUCCACGGCCUACCCCUCGCAAACGGCAUGAAGUACCGACUCUUUGAAUGGCAAGGCAUUCGCGUCGGAAUCAUCGGCCUCGUCGAAAAGGAAUGGCUUGAAACGCUCGCAUGCAUCGGCAAAGACGACGUGUACUACGUGGACUUUGUCGAGGCUGCAAACUGCUUGUGUCGCAUUCUGCGCCAAAAAGAAUGCGAGUUGAUCAUCGCCCUGACGCACAUGCGCGCGCCGAAUGACGAGCGCCUCGCGAAGGAGGCAGAGGACAUCGACUUGAUUCUCGGCGGGCAUGACCACGACUACUACGGCCUGCAACGCAUCGGGAACAUUCCCGUCGUGAAGUCGGGCACGGACUUUCGCGACUUCACAGUGAUCACCAUCUACCCUGGGCACCGGUCCCGGGUGGACGCGUCGCCGUCUUCCCCACAGUCGCGCGCGUCUUCUCCGACACGCGCAGGCAACUCGCCUUCUAAGAUCCAUCCCCACGAGGACGGGCCCCAGUUGACCGCCUCGGCAGCCUCCAACGCUUCCUCUUCUUCCUCUUCUUGUUCCUCUGCGUCUUCCUCUGCUUCUCCCUGUGGCGACGUGGGUUUGGGGCGCGAUCGGGCGAAGCGCGAAGAAGAGGCAUGCUGCUCAGGGGGGAUGAGCAUCCGCAUCAAGAAGGUUUUUUCGGAAAAACAGCUGUUGCAGGGAAGCCCGAGUCCGUCGCUCGCCUCUGGUGCCGAGAUCUCUCGCGACUCAGCGUCGCCCGCGCCGCUGUCGCCUGCGCUCCUCGCUGAGCAGAAUUCGCCAGCUGGUUUCUUCUCCCCGACCGCUGCUAGCGGCAGAGCCACAGCGGGCCUCGGCUCGCCUCAUUCGCCGCUCUCGCCUCCGCUUUCCUCGGGAAGUUUGCCUGUGACGCCGAAACUGAACCGCUUCAGAUCCUCCACAUUUGUCAGCGAAGAGGCUGCGAGGCGAGAAGCCGCCGUCACGCCUGACAUGUUCCGAGGGCCGUUGCUGCCGACGACGAUGGAGGGUGGCGAAGAAGUUAUGCCCUUCUUCCUCGGCGGUUCGAUUGUGGAGUGGUCGCGCGUUCGCGUGGACCGUGAGCACUACGAAAAGAACAAGCACGUGGAGUUACUCGUGAAGAAGUAUGAGCAGAAUCUGAAGAAGCAAAUGAAGCAGGUUCUCGUCGACGCCGGCUGCGUCCUCGAGACGCGCUUCGCCGUCAUCCGCACCUCCGAGAGCAACGUGGGGAACUGGCUUUGUGACAUCAUGCGCCGCGAGUGCCGCGCAGAUGUCGCGAUUCUCAACUCCGGCACGAUUCGCUCCGACUGUCUCUUUCAGCCGGGGCCGUUCCGUUUCGGCGACUUGGCGGCAAUGCUGCCGAUGGCAGACACACUGUGCGUGAUCGCAGUCCACGGCAGUGUCCUUCUCGAAGUGCUGGAAAACGCCGUGUCGCAGGUGCCCAAGACCGAAGGCCGGUUUCUGCAAGUUGCGGGUCUGCGGUUUGCCUUCGACUCCUCGAAACCCCCAGGCCAGCGUGUCCUUCGCGACUCCGUCAAAGUCACCAAAGACGCAUGCGGCGGCGUCCGCAGCGGCGCAAACACUCCCGUUGGUGGGGGAAAGCACGACGACGAGUAUAUCCCCCUCGACACGAACCGCGUCUACAGCGUGGCCACAAAGACCUACGUGGCCCAGGGUCGCGACGGCUUCGACGUGUUGAGCACGUGUCCGACGCUGGUGGAGGACGAGUUGCUUGCGCCGCUGCCGACGAUGGUCCGCUCGGCGCUCUCAAUGGCGGAGCUGGCGAAUGGGCUGAAACGGCCUCACUCACGCAUCACAUUCAAGCGCCUGACCUCCUUCACGUCCAUGCAGCAAGACGACAUGAUCAAAGAUUUUGGCUGCUGCGUCACCUCCAACUUCAACUACGUCCUCGCCCCCAAGGUCGACGGCAGAAUUGUCGACGUCGCGAAGAAGGGUGGAGCGGCAGAAACGCCCUGA
Molecule: messenger RNA, 2667 nt
Organism: Neospora caninum
Lineage: Eukaryota; Apicomplexa; Conoidasida; Eucoccidiorida; Sarcocystidae
Product: 5'-Nucleotidase domain protein (Precursor),related
Exons: 8
Coding region: 1-2667 (888 amino acids)
Biological process (GO): nucleotide catabolic process
Molecular function (GO): hydrolase activity
Source: RefSeq, a predicted model, not a curated record